GCGCCGACACACGCUUGGGAGGGAAGUGAAAACGCCGGCCCAAGUGCGUUUAUCAAUUUGCCGACAUUGGUUGAUCCUGGUCGAAUAAAUGGUCAGUAUUCAGACAAGGUAGGAAGGAAUUUUGAUAUUGUGAUGAAAAGUCCCCCCUUCCCAUAUUCAAAAACAAAUUCGUGACGCGCAACACACAAAUUAAUUUAUUGCUAGAAGGCCACGAGACACACUUGCGGUCUCGUUUGCAAGCAGCUAUUUGUCAUGCUAUUCCGAGAAGUCCCUUGUUCCCGUUGUAGUAUACUAAGGGCGCGAGGCUAGUAUCCAACGUGACGCUAGCCAGCACUACAGACCGCAUCUCUUCCUUUCUAGCAUUGUCAUAAAUCAUGCCAUGUUCCGUUUACACUGAGUCUAAAGGUCCCACUGGCUUGUCCAUCUCCGUAUGCGGCUGUUGGGGAGGGUGUCCGGGGUCUCCGUCACGACGGUACUUGAUGUCUGGCGUGAGUUUGUGAAAUGGGGGGGGGGGGCAGUGGCUGGCUUUCUUAGGUUUGCGAAGUCCUUCUGAAAAGAGGCUUCCACUCCUUCUUCAUCAAGGUUGUACGUAGUCAUCUUAGAUCGUUGCCACGCCGAGCCCCCCUUUUAUUUUCUCAGCCCGGGUGUUGUGGACGUGGCUUCAGUCUUAGUGAUUCGUUCGGGCUGCUGACUGUUCCACUUCCUCCAAGCGGUACCGCUUUCGCCUGCGCCCACCACUCAUGCUACGCAAGUCUCCGUAUAAGUAUGGGGAGGGAGGAUUUUUCAUUUUGAUAGAAAAAGCUAAAGAUCUAAGAGAUUACUGCCAAUUCAAUCGGGACCUUUCUCCUCAAGAACAAUCCAAAUGUCGUGAGAACAACGUGCAGUGCGAAAGAAAUGGCCACACGAGGAAAACCUGCAUGCGCCACAAAGAAACCACGUUGCGGAAUUGUUGCGAGUGGUGCCAAGCACAAGGGGAUCUCUGCGAAGUCAUGGCGUGGCCUGGAAACCCCUAAACUGUACGGGUCACCUAGUUGUAUCGGCGUGAAGUACUUACUGAUUUAUCUAUCAAGUUGAUUCUUCUGGUUGGUAGCUCUGUUUUCACAUUCUUCAGCAUUAUUGUGCAUCAUGUUGCAUUCAUUUUUAUGAUGUUUACGUCGAUCUAGAAAUUUUCUUUUUCCCCCAAAAUAGCAUUCUGCAUGAUUUUUUUCUAGAUAUAAUGGGGCUACGUUUCGUCCACUUUGAAAGGAGGAGCAGCUGUAGUUGACGAGUGAUCUUCCAGCACUACAUUUGAGAAAGUACUUAUAGUUAUAUGUUUUUCUGUUGCAACAUCUGACAUUUUUCGCUUCAUGACACGACAUCUCACUUCAUCAUUAUCUAUUGUUCGAUGCUUAUGGAGGUCUUUACUUUAUGUUCUUUCUUCAUUUUUUCGUUUUGCAGCAUAUUCGCCUUCAGAUCAGCUUCAGCGGUCAAGCACGAGAAAAUCAUAUUUGAUACCAGCCACCUUCAUGUUUCCACCUCUUCCCAAACAGGAGAAAGCGCUAGUUCCCCUCCACCAGUCAUUAUGCUUCUCUAUUUGCUCUCUGGAACAGGAUACGCACCGCGAAAAAGCGCGACUGUUAUUUCUCGAACUGCGCGUGGGCGCCUGCAGCCGCUGCGCACUCAAGUGAUUCAGUCAAGCUUGAUUUUUGUGUGACAACGCAUAGAAUUUUAUCUCGUUCAUAUCUGUAGGCUUUGAUGUUUGUACGGAGAACGAACCAAGUUUACGACAAUCACGAUAUGCAUCAUCUUCUGCACCGACGGCCUCCACGACCAAGAUUCGUGAUCUUCUUCACUAAAUUAUAGCCUGUACAAGGCUCCUCACGCUGAUACUUCACGUUCUUUUUCUCCAGUACAAUUUAGCCAACAAUGUAUGAACGGAAAUUCUCUGGUGCUGAGGUUGACCACAAGAAGACGUCAAGCGCGCUCUGUAUUUUCCAUGAUCCACUCUCAUUUUUCCUGUCCUACCCUUUUGCUUUUGAUCAUCCUUCUACUGUUUCUGCAGCUUUAUUCGAGUAAGUAAGUAGUUGCUUUAAAAAAAUAAGGUGCUCCUGCCUACCCCAUUUCAAGCAAAAUAUGUAGUAAAUAGAAGAGCCCACUACAGAAACGACGCAAGGACCUGCUUUGAAGCUAUGUCUGCAGACAUCUGACCCUUUUCGGAAUCCUGUACAGGUCGACUUCAUCUAUCGCUUUGUCAAGAAAUUUCCGUCGCUGAACUUGGUGCAGCAGUUCGCUUUCAGUGGUGCUGUGUCUCUCGUUCGCGCAGGGAAUUGAUUCAUGUUGAUCCGGAUUCACGCGCAGCACAGCGAAACGGAAUGUGUCCAUGGCGCUGGGUUAAGGACGAAAAAAAAAAGGUUAUUUACUCCGCAGCUUGCCUGUUUAGAUCGAACAUCUGUCAAGAGUAAAAUUUGAAUCUCAGAAAAUGAAAAUUCAUUGUUUGUAGUGAAGUGUUGUUGUACUACCUUAUUUUGCCCCCGAUUCAUUACAACACAUAAAAAGCUCUUGUAAGAUUCAAAUUGGAGUGAAAACGAAUAUUGUCCCAGCCAGCAUACGCUCAGGAAUAGGGCCCUAUUGCUACAGGAAUCCGAGCAGAUGAUACCACAUCGAGCACAAGAAGAACCACUGUAGUUGCUCCGAUAGACACGCAAUCGCUGCCAUGACACUACUAUUUCUACUUAUUUUUGUUUGAAACGGAGCUUAAAGCCGCACAGUUAUCAAUUUUGCGUGCCGGCGAAUAAAAACACAAAAAAAUUACAUAUUACAAAAACGCAAAAAAAUUACAUAUUACAAAAACGCAAAAAAAUUACAUAUUACAAAAACGCAAAAAAAUUACCUAUUAACAAAACACAAAAAAAUACAUGCGCAUCAAACUCAGCGCUUUACAACUACGAAUCUACUCUCACUUUGAUGCCUUUGACUUGAUUGGUACGGGCAUAGCCUGCCUGGGACCUACUUUACAUUUACUUCACUCUGUCACGUCGUAGCCCGUCACGUCGUAGCCCGUCACGUCGUAGCCCGUCACGUCGUAGCCCGUCGCCGUCUACGCUACCCAGCAUGUGAG
This is a messenger RNA of Amoebophrya sp. A120, 3097 nucleotides long. The record is from the annotation of a GenBank genome assembly. Lineage: Eukaryota; Dinophyceae; Syndiniales; Amoebophryaceae.